AUGCAUUUCUCCCUCGCUCUCUGCUUUGGGCUUCUACAGUCUGCUGCGGGCUUCCCUCACCUCUCUCCGUACGGGGACAGGGUUCUGGCCGAUAACCACCAGCCAGGAAGACCUCAUGGCAUUACAAACAGCACACUGAAGCCGAACCACUUCACCUGGAGUCCCCCUGGGGAGCAGGAUGUUCGUGCUCCAUGUCCCAUGCUCAACACACUGGCAAAUCAUGGAUUUCUCCCCCACAACGGUCGCAAUAUCACCCGCGACAUGAUUGUCAGGGCUUUCAAAGACGGUCUGAACAUUUCUCCAGACUUAGCUUCAGGGACUUUUGAUACAGCCAUUACGGCCAAUCCAACACCCAAUGCGACUUGGUUCGACCUCGAAAUGCUACACACCCAUAAUCUCAUCGAACACGAUGGAAGCCUGUCCCGCCGCGACGCGUACUUUGAUCCUUCCAAUCGUUUCGAUGAAGAGACGUUCGACAAUUUCCUCAGUUACUUCGGGAACGCGUCAAUCCUAGGCGUCAACGAGACCGCCGAUGCGCGAGCGCGGCACGCAUACGACAUGAGCAAGAUCAACCCGAACUUCACCCUUACUGAAGAAGCUUUCCCAGUUGCUGUGGGCGAGAACUUGAUGAUGAUGUUUGUAUGGGGAAGCGUGGAGCAGCCCGGCGCAAACAGAACGUUUUUCGAAUACUUCUUCCGAAACGAGCGCUUUCCGGUUACGCUGGGUUGGGCGCCAGGAGCGACGGAAAUCGGGGCUACCACGAGUGCAGUAUUCGAGCAGAUGCUCAGUGCAAGCCCUGAUGACAUCCCCUUGACUUUCCCAGUUGCAAAUUAA
Messenger RNA from Lasiodiplodia theobromae, 834 nucleotides. RefSeq names its product Deoxyribonuclease TatD-related protein. The transcript is spliced from 4 exons. The coding region runs from base 1 to 834 and encodes 277 amino acids. The record is from RefSeq and is a predicted model, not a curated record. Lineage: Eukaryota; Fungi; Ascomycota; Dothideomycetes; Botryosphaeriales; Botryosphaeriaceae. Gene Ontology annotation, molecular function: peroxidase activity.